AUGGAUCAAAUAAAACCGGAGUUUCUGAAGAAUUUAACCAAGUUCAUACUACUCUCGAUAUGGGUUGUAUCUCUUUUAGUAACCCACAACUUCUAUUUAUAUAGAUUCACCAUUCAACUCGUAACACAUGCAGUAGAUAAGAACUACAUGUUCCUUCUCUGCAAUGGUCUCUUGAUGGUUGUUGCCAAGUGCUCUGGUUUGGUCGCUACUGCCUCAAAACCAGUAGAGACAAAGUACUCGACUAGUAACACUGAUCAUAAAUCCUUUGAUUACCGAGAUUUCAAGAGUUACGGUACGAUACUAGAGCUAGAGCAUUACUCUUCUUCUGUUCAUCAUGGAAUAGGAGGAGGAGGAACAGAGUCCUUCCUUGCGGAGGAAGUUACUGUGCAGGAGGACAAUGACGAUACAACACAUCAAGAAGCCGAAAUGAACGAAGAAGGUGAAGACAACGACGACUCGUUAGCAGAUAAUGAUGACGGAGAGGAAGAGUGGGAUCUUCGUGACGGAUUUAUAAAUGAAGAAGAGGAAGAGGAAGAGAACGUAGAGUUGUUGGCAGCGACGGAGGAAGAGAUGAAUAAGAAGUUCGAUGAGUUCAUCAGAAAGAUGAAGGAAGAGCUUAGAAUCGAAGCCAAACGUCAUUUAAUCCUUGUUUGA
This is a messenger RNA of Capsella rubella, 654 nucleotides long. RefSeq lists its product as uncharacterized. The record is from RefSeq and is a predicted model, not a curated record. The transcript has a single exon. NCBI's taxonomy places the organism in Eukaryota, Viridiplantae, Streptophyta, Magnoliopsida, Brassicales, Brassicaceae. The coding region runs from base 1 to 654 and encodes 217 amino acids.